GCUCAGUUCCAAGGCUGUCAGUCAGCCUGCACAAAUAGUAAACAUGCUAUAUUCUCCAAGGCAAUCAGCUCCAGCGCAGGAACAUUCUGAAAUGGAGCAGCAUAAUACCCUAAUAUGUACAAAGGCAGCCUCAGGGAUGGAGUGACCAGGAACGUGGCAAUCAGCACGUGGCAUAUCAGUUUGGUCUUGGUGUGGUAGUUCGUGCAGGAAGGACUAAAGGCCUGAAGGCAGAGAGGGGUAUUGUGGGUGCAGUGUGCUUUGCUUGAUGAACUUUUUGAGCAAAUGGCUGAAUUGCAUGAAGAAAUCACCUGGAUGAGUAGUAUUCAGAAAUCAGAUAGGUAGAGAUUGAUGCCUGGUGUUGCGCAGUGACAUGGGCAGACUGCCAGCCCUGUCUUAAAUUCCUGCAAGAGGAGGAAACUAAACUAGAUUCCAACUUUGAGAAGACAGACCACAGAAACACACAAGACAGGGGAAACUGGACCUUCGUCUCUGCUUAGAGCACGAGUUGUCUCCUCCUGUAGUGCCCUUAAGCAACAGAUGCAAGGGCCCGGGAUUGGAAAAAGGUGAGGGCACGGGUAAAUGAUUUAGACUCAGGAAGAGACAACCACAUUAAGUUGCUCCAACCAAGGACCCAAUUUAGAAUCAAUGCCACCAAAAACAGGCAAAGGAUGUUAGUAACUGAGGACUCCUCGCUCAGAGGUACCCAUUUGUCCGUCGCCCAGACAAUAAGAAGAGGCUACUGAGUCUUAUAAAGCCAGAGGAAUACGAUCCACUCCUGCUUCUUCAAGUUGGGUCAGCUGAGGCUGCAAGAAGGAAAUUUCAAAUAUUAAAAGAGACUUCAUGUUCCUUGGAAGGAUGUUGAAGGAAUUGGGAGUAUGGGGAGGGACCUCCCAGGGGACCUCCCAGGGACCUCCGCCUGGGAGCCAGGUAGAAGGAGGAGAACAGAUCAGUUGAAUGACUGGUGUGUGGGUGGUGUCACAUUCAAAGUUUUGGGUUCCGUGAUUGAUGAUGUCUUUUUGAGAGACCAGGCACGUUGACAUUGGAUGGGAUGCAGCUGACCAGUGGAGCAAAAACAUCCUGGGCUGAAGAUUCAGUGAGGGAAGGAGAUGUACUUCUGAGUGACAGGGAAGAGGCAGGGAACACUGUCACUUUAGAAAGCAGAAGGGGAAAACCUCCGAUUUUUCCCAGAGGGAUUCGGGAGGGCUCCUCCGAGAACAUAACAUGGCUGAUAGCCCGGCUGAAAUGCCAUUACUUUAAUGCAGGCUGACUUAGAAAUUAGCAAGAGGAGCUGGAAGUCACUGUGCAAUUAGAAAACUGUGACCUAAUUGGUAUCAUGAAAACACGGUGGGACAAAUAACACAACUGGGACACUAAAAUUGAAGGUUAAAAGCUUUUUGGAUGACAAAGACAGAGCAGAGGGGCAGAGGAAUUGCCUCUAUGCUAGGAGAUGAAUAGAUUGUGAAAGAGCUGUCUCUAAAAAACAGCUGUGAUCAUAUUGAGAGUCCAAAAUAAGAAUGAGGAACUACUAAACCAAUAAAGAGAGCAUGAGAAGAACAUGGCUCCGUUACCCACCCUGGUUAAACAACUGCAAGUGAAUUCAAAACUCUCAGCAUCUUCUAUGAGAUUCAUGUUUUUCCUUCCAUCUUACUGAGAAAAGAAUUCUUCUCUGUUACCCGCAUGCCUGCAGUCUGUAGAUGAGGAAAUACAGUAUUUGCAUACAUAAUGGUGUUUCUCUCAUCUCACAGAGCUGGGAGUCUGAGAGACAUGAAAAGGUAAAGCUGCAGGUGCUCUUAUUUACAGAACAGUACAGAAGCCGAUGAGAUCUGAGGAAAAAAUACACCUUCCACACUCUGUAGCUUCAAAAGAAGUGAAAGGAAGUCAGAUCCGGAUUCUACAAGCCCUUUUCCAGUAACUUUAAUGAAAAUCUUUUCAUUUUAAAGGUGUUGCAGAGCUACUUAGUUUCAUUCAUAGUUUUCCUGUUUUCCUCUGAGGUAAAACAGAUUUAUGUGUGAAAGGACAACCUGCACUUGUCAGAGUGGAGCCAUCUGCCGUUUCUUGUUUACAUCAGCUCCAUGAAACCAGCCUCCAAGCCUCUGCAUUUUUUUCUAUGUGCUGAUACCAGUAUGACUUUUCUGUAAUUAAUUCUUUCCUGACAUUGCAGGAUCACAGGAUAAUUCAGCCUCCCCUUGAGUGUAUUUGACAGCUCGCUGUCCCUGUCAGCCCAAGAUCCCAGUGGAAACAGCAGCUGGGAGGGCUCUUCCUGCCUAGGGGAGGCUCCUCAGGAGUUUGUGGGAUUUACCAAUCUCUCCCUGUCCCUUACCAAGGGCCAUGUGCAGUGGCAAGCUGCAGACAGGUUUGCUGGUGGGCAGCUACUUCGUCUACUUGCUGGUGGGUGCAGCGGUGUUCCAGGCACUGGAGAGGACUGCCGAAAAGCAGCAGAAAAUGGCAGCUGCUCAGAUGAAGGAGGCUUUUCUGCAGAAUUUCACUCACCUCACAGUGGCAGAGAUGGAGCAGUUUAUGAAGAACCUGACUGAAGCAAUUCAGAACGGAGUUUACCCUAUUGGAAAUGAAUCACAGACUGAAAACAGCAACUGGGAUUUCAGUAACUCCUUCUUCUUUGCAGGCACAGUGGUCUCCACAAUAGGUUAUGGCACACUACGUCCUAAAACUGUUGGGGGCCAGAUCUUCUGUGUCUUUUUUGCUCUCUUUGGAAUCCCUCUGAAUAUUGUUUUUCUGCACCGUGUUGGUAAGAUCCUCUCACUGCUGUGUAAAAAGCUGGGGAAAUUCCUGUACGAAAAAGGAAUGAGAAAGAAGAUCAAAUUUCUGACCCUUCUGUUCUUCCUUGUGACUGGGAUCCUAGUGUUCCUAUGUUUGCCAUCACUGUUCUUCCAGAUCACAGAGGGUUGGUCCUACAGUGAAGGAAUUUACUUUGCAUUUAUCACCCUCAGCACCAUUGGCUUUGGAGAUUACGUAGUAGGUAAACAACCUGGCAGGAUUUAUUUUUCCUACUACCGAACAAUUGUGGCCAUUUGGAUUCUUUUUGGACUUGCCUGGAUUGCUCUCCUAUUUAAUUUAUUGACAACGGUUCUAGAAGAUACUGAGAAAAUAAUUGUCAAGGAUCUUCAUCAAAUUGGAAAGGUGGGUGAGGAUAAUGCAGCAAGCCAACCAAGAAGGUGCUGGCCUGUUCAGUUUAUUCCAGAAGAAGAACUGAUAGCACCUCGUGCUGAAGGGGAUGCCCAGAAAAUGGAGUCAUUAGCAGCAGAGGGUGGACAGGAAAAUGGAGUUAGUAGCAGCAGGUUCUGAACAAACAAAAAAUGAAAAAGUGUUUUCUGAUAGCCAAAAAUACUGGCCAUAUGCUUUAGCACAGACAUUUAAUUCUUCAUUGGAAAUUUGCUAGUGCAUUAUUCUAAAGAAAUUCCCAUGGAAAUUAAGUUUAUCCCACCUUUUGCUGAAGUAUGGCCAUUUAGAGCUCAAGACUUUCAGUUACACAGAAACACAACAUUAAUGAUAUGAAAUUUGCUCUACAGUUUGCAGCCAUCUUGUGCUAAAACAUUACAAGUGCACCCAUUUUGUGAGGCUUUUUUAAGAUGCUUCCAUGAAAAUGCAAAGGAGGGGUGUGGUAGAGCUUGCUUACUGUAUUUGGAUUUUGCUGCUUGUAAAAAAAAAAUCACAUCUCUUCUUGGAGCUGACAUGUACAAGCUUUUCUGAGUUUCUGAGUAAUACCAGCACCUUUGGAAGAAGAAGAAAUAAGGGCAUAUAACAUGCCUUGAUUUGAGACAUCACAUAGGAUGAACUGGCAUGAUCUGAAAGCUGUGUUUGAAGGACAAGACCUGGGCUCAGUGCAGAGAUGGAUGAGCAAGGUUAGAAAAAGGAUACCUGUAUUAUGAUUAAUUCUACAUAUUCCUGAUUUACGCUAAGAUGAAUAAAAGCAACUUCAUUUCUUAUCCCUGCAGCUUUGAAAAACCUUUCUGAUGAACAUACAAGUUCAGAUUUUAUAAUGAUUAUAUUUCAUAAGGAUUUUACAAGAUCAGAAACAUGUUUGAAUGGAGGAGUCCUCACUGCAUCAAAGCCUUGCUUCUGUUUGUGCUCCACAGGUGCUAAGAUGUCAUUAAAAAGCAAUCCUACUAUGCUGUGCUAAAGUACCUUUCCAAGUGCUAGUGCUGUCUAAACACUGCCAUCUUGCCUUCAACCAGGGAGAGAAGGAUGACAAACUUGUGAAUGGUGUUUUAGAUGUACUGCCAGUCAGGCUAUCCCUAGGUGAAGAUCCUGGCAUUCAAAUGGGUUGAUCACUCCAUCAGGUGCCUUAUGUGUGUCAAGAGUACAGGAGAACUCUGCCAUGAAUUUCUUGCAGUAUCUCUUCCAGAAGCUGGUGGCUCCCCUGCUGUCCGAGCAAGAGGUGGAGUAAUGUGUACUUCAAAGUCUGCAAACCUGUCCACCUCACAUCAGCACCCUCAAGACUCUCUCAAGGCAGUCCAUACACUCAGCACAUGGAGUGCUUCCCUCUGCUUGGUGCUGAACCUGUUGCUUCACAGGUUUUCACGAUCCUGAGUUUCUGUUUUGUCAGGCAGUGAAUAAUUGCACUUGGCUAACCCUCCGGGUGUUAGUUUUAGCAAAACCAACUCUUGCCAGAGCUAUUCCUGUACAAAAGGGAGAAUAAAUUACAGCUGUAAAGCAAUUCUAGGCCGUAAAGAUGCAA
Molecule: messenger RNA, 4696 nt
Organism: Tympanuchus pallidicinctus (lesser prairie-chicken)
Lineage: Eukaryota; Metazoa; Chordata; Aves; Galliformes; Phasianidae
Product: potassium channel subfamily K member 16-like
Exons: 6
Coding region: 2329-3303 (324 amino acids)
Biological process (GO): stabilization of membrane potential; potassium ion transmembrane transport
Cellular component (GO): membrane
Molecular function (GO): potassium ion leak channel activity
Source: RefSeq, a predicted model, not a curated record